AUGGUUGAAGAGAAUGGAAUGAAAACCAAAAUCUACAAUACGACAAAUACACCUCCCACGGCGCCACAGCAUCGCAUUGGGUUGCGUCCCAUCGCGCCACAGGACGGUGAUCCAAACCUGACGAACUCUCGAUUGCUGGUGAACCGGAGACGCAUAUAUGAGAGACACCUACCAGGUGAUGCUUAUAUAUCAGCAAAUGUGGAACGUCUGCAGCAUGGCUACUUCUCCAGCUCGAUCAUUUCGGAGGCGGAUAUCGACUUCGUUGAUUUCCUAGCUGUGAACUUUGUAUUCCACCCGUCCGACUCCAAGUCGCAUCGAUUUAAAGCUGCCACAGUCACAGCCAGUAUUGAACAUCAUCCGCGAGAUAUUAUGAAUGAUGGUCGUCAUUUGCGCGAAAACCCACGUUUCUUGAUGUACGCGCCCCAUCUGAUUUACGGUGCCGUUUCUCCAGAGACACUUCAAUGGAAUUUCAACUUGGCUAGCUCUUUUGGUAUCACCAAUGCCCCAGUGACUGCCUUGUUGAGCCCAUCUGGGGGCCUGAAAGCACAGUACAAACUGUAUGAAAUGAUGAAGAUCCAGGGGUCGUUGCGCACUUUGGACAGCCCUGACAAUCAGGAAUAUCAUGUCAACGAUGGGAAGAUCGUUUGGUCGCUGACCGAGAACGCGUUGCAGCGGUCAGGCCUUCCGAGGGAGUUCACUUUUGUGAUGCUGAUCCAGAAACCUCACUUGGACAGUAGACUCAAAUUCUCUCUUGAGAUAGAGCCGGUCAUAGACGCGUGGUUUGGUAACUAUCCUACCUGGUGGUUGGAUUUACGCCGAUAUCAACGACUCACGAAACGAUUGAUCAACUUCCGUCAUGAAGUUGGUCAGAAAUUCGAACCAAUACAGUCCCGCAGAGGGUUCAAUUUCGCUACAUUAGCUUCAUCUUUAGAAGACUAUGUCGUAAUGCCUGGCAGUACAUAUUCGUCCCAGGUAUCCCCAGAUGGCGUCGUCGAUGACUCAACAGCAUCUGGCACGGGGAAACGUAUGGGUGGUGGAUCCAACUCUCAAGCUACCAUGCCUCCUGGUUCCGGUUCACGCUACAUUAACCGAAAUAUACCGCCGGUCGGGAAGCAUUUUGGAGGUCUCCCUCUGGCAGCAGAAAGCAUUCGUUACAUGGGCCAGGCCCUUGCCUUAUCAAACCCCUCAAGUAGCAUGUUGAACAUACGAGUCCUCCUGGAGAAUCGACACUCGCCUCUGUCUGCUCUUCACGCUGAAAAGCAACAGCGCUCAUCGGCCGCUCCUGUUGCGAGGGAGAGAACCAUCCGACGCUCACCGUCUCGGGAACAAUUAAAACAGGGAGGCAACCUAGAACGAAAUUCAGACAGACAGCAGGAUACGAUGUCAACUAUAAGCAGGAAACCUCCCUUUGCGAAUAUUAAGCAUUAUUCUUAUCAUCGUUUCUAG
Paecilomyces variotii is the source of this 1446-nucleotide messenger RNA. RefSeq lists its product as hypothetical. The record is from RefSeq and is a predicted model, not a curated record. Lineage: Eukaryota; Fungi; Ascomycota; Eurotiomycetes; Eurotiales; Thermoascaceae. The transcript has 2 exons. The coding region runs from base 1 to 1446 and encodes 481 amino acids.